Messenger RNA from Juglans microcarpa x Juglans regia, 1385 nucleotides. Its product is annotated as F-box protein 7. Gene Ontology annotation, cellular component: SCF ubiquitin ligase complex. Gene Ontology annotation, molecular function: protein binding. The transcript has 11 exons. Gene Ontology annotation, biological process: SCF-dependent proteasomal ubiquitin-dependent protein catabolic process. The coding region runs from base 121 to 1104 and encodes 327 amino acids. The record is from RefSeq and is a predicted model, not a curated record. NCBI's taxonomy places the organism in Eukaryota, Viridiplantae, Streptophyta, Magnoliopsida, Fagales, Juglandaceae.
UUUUGGGAGAUCCCCAUUCGCUUUCUCGUUCUUUCCCCGUAUUUCUUCUUAAUUUUCCCGAGAAAAUCGGCAGAGUCAAGCUUCCAUUGUCUCAAAAGAAAAACCAAUCUCUCCGUCUUCAUGGCUUCAGAUUUUGCCUUAUCAGUUCCUGAUGAACCUGAAUCAGCUUUGAGGUUGAAGGCGGUUCAUUACUUUGUAACGAAAAGGCCUUGGCUUGAUCUCUAUGGAGUUAAUGUUAGGCCUGUUGCACCAGUUGGGAGUGUAAGCAGGAAACCAUAUGUUGAUCCGGCACUAAUACAUCAUUGUUUACCCGAUGAACUGCUCUUUGAGGUCUUUGCAAGAAUGAGUCCAUAUGACUUGGGAAGGGCAGCUUGUGUAUGUCGGAAAUGGAAGUACACAAUUCGUAACCCUGUAUUUUGGCGUAGUGCAUGCCUGAAGGCUUGGCAGCUCUCUGGAGUUGUGGAAAAUUAUAAAAUUGUUCAGUCAAAAUAUGAGGGAUCAUGGAGGAAAAUGUGGCUUUUAAGACCAAGGGUCCGUGCAGAUGGUCUUUAUGUGAGUAGGAACACAUAUAUUCGUGCUGGAGUUGCAGAGUGGAAAGUCACCAAUCCAGUGCAUUUGGUAUGCUAUUUCCGUUACAUGAGGUUUUUCCCUUCCGGAAGAUUUCUGUACAAGAAUUCUUCGCAAAAGGUCAAAGAUGUGGCAAAAUGCAUGAACUUCCGUGCAUCUAAAACAGACUGUGUUUUUAGAGGCCAUUUCACAUUAUCAGAUGACCAGGUUGAAGCCGCAGUCUUGUACCCUGGCAUGCGUCCUACUGUGUUGAGAAUCCGCUUGAGGUUAAGAGGAACAACAGCCGGGGCUAACAAUCGUAUGGAUCCACUCUCACUUGUUACUAGUGGUGUGGAUGAUAAUGAGGCCAACAACCCUGAUGAGGACAUCCUUGGGGUGGUUGAAGGGUGGCAGGAUGAUGAAUCACACAACCCAGAUGUGCCUGCAGUCUCACACAGGAGGGGCCUAAUGCCUUUUGUCUUCAUCCCAUUUGAAGAGGUGGAAACUUCGGUUCUGAAUCUGCCUGUGGAAAAGAUGGAUUAUUUUGUACCCGGUUGAUACUUCAAAAGAUCGAGGAUCUUCCUUCUGUAUAUAAAUAGCUCAAUUCCUUCGCAUCUUUUGUCAUCUGGGUUCCUUUAUUUUGUGUAUAAAUAACGCUGGAAUCAUGAAGCAACUUGAUGUUUAGUUCAUGUCAUUAGUUAUGGCUAAGGCUUCAGUGCGUUCUGUCUUGUAUUUUGCUUAUGGAAUUCAUUGUCGUGUUGAUGGUGAAACCAUGUACUAUUGUUAUCCUGUAUAAUCGUUUGUGGAUAUAAAUCUUACCUUAGCUCCUAGUUUUUUAA